This is a messenger RNA of Chaetomium fimeti, 1052 nucleotides long. Its product is annotated as nucleophile aminohydrolase. Gene Ontology annotation, biological process: proteasome-mediated ubiquitin-dependent protein catabolic process. NCBI's taxonomy places the organism in Eukaryota, Fungi, Ascomycota, Sordariomycetes, Sordariales, Chaetomiaceae. The transcript is spliced from 4 exons. Gene Ontology annotation, cellular component: nucleus; proteasome core complex; proteasome core complex, alpha-subunit complex. The coding region runs from base 182 to 919 and encodes 245 amino acids. The record is from RefSeq and is a predicted model, not a curated record.
GAGCUUCGUAGCCCUCCGUGCCUGGAGCUUCAGCUGCCAAUCCAAGCCCGCCUCACCUCCACUGCCCUCAACCCGCAACUGCCCCGCGACACAUCACGAUCUGCCGCUUUUCUUGCGACGAACCGCUCAAAACACCCCUCGAACAUACCGAAACCCAGAAUUCACUCACACUACCGGCAAGAUGUUUAUGGCAAGAUCGGAAUAUGACCGGGGUAUCAACACCUUCUCCCCCGAAGGCCGUCUCUUCCAAGUCGAAUACUCCCUCGAGGCUAUCAAGCUCGGCAGCACGGCCAUCGGCGUGGCGACGUCAGAAGGCGUGAUCCUGGGCGUGGAGAAGCGCGUGACGUCGACGCUGCUGGAGACGUCGUCGGUCGAGAAGAUUGUCGAGAUCGACCGGCACAUCGGGUGCGCCAUGUCGGGCCUGCAGGCGGACGCGCGGUCGAUGGUGGAGCACGCGCGGGUCGAGUGCCAGUCGCACGCCUUCAACUACAACGAGCAGCUCCGCGUCGAGUCGUGCACCCAGGCCAUCUGCGACUUGGCCCUGCGCUUCGGCGAGUCGGCCGACGGCGAGGAGAGCAUCAUGAGCCGGCCCUUCGGCGUCGCCCUGCUGAUCGCCGGCUACGACGAGGACGGGCCGUCGCUCUACCACGCCGAGCCCUCGGGCACCUUCUACCGCUACGACGCCAAGGCCAUCGGGAGCGGGAGCGAGGGCGCGCAGGCGGAGUUGCAGAAUGAAUAUCACAAGUCCCUCACCAUCGCAGACGCCGAGACGCUUGUGCUCAAGACGCUAAAGCAGGUCAUGGAGGAGAAGCUGGACUCCAAGAAUGUGCAACUGGCGAGCGUGACUAAGGAACGCGGCUUUAGAAUAUACACGGACGAGGAGAUGGCCGCUGUCGUGGAGCGGCUGCCGGCGAACUAAACUAGCCGAAGAAGAGCGGGGAAGAAAGGGAGGGAAGCCGGGAAAUGACAAGAGCUUCGGCUUCAUGACUUGACAUCACAGCGUGACGAUGUUGGGCAACUGAAGCAAGACGCUAUGGUGAUAAAUAACGAUG